Messenger RNA from Linum trigynum, 5415 nucleotides. The record is from the annotation of a GenBank genome assembly. NCBI's taxonomy places the organism in Eukaryota, Viridiplantae, Streptophyta, Magnoliopsida, Malpighiales, Linaceae.
GUACGUAUUUCUACAAAAUUUGUUAUUUCCCAUAUAUAUAUAUAUAUAUAAUAAUAAUAAAUUAAUGAUAUAAUACAUUGGCUUGCUUGCAUACUACCAGUGACAUCAUAAUCGGUGGAGGCAACGAUUAGAUACAUCGAAUAACAAAUUCAAUGUAUACGUCCUCUUAUAUUUUCAAAGUCCGCGAAUCAGACUUCUAAAAUAUGAAUUUUGUAUCGUAAUGUAAUUAAAUACUUAGAAGACAAGAUGAGAAGUCGCGAAAGUAAUUUAAAUCGAACUCUCGAUAACUUUUUUAUAGUAUUAUAUUAUUGAUUUACUUAAUUGUGUAUGUCGUCAUCGAUCUUUAAUGGAUCAUUCUCAUAUAGUAUUUAUCUAUUUCCCAUCGACGUCUCUAGCUAGAAGACAUUGAUGGACAACAAAUGCCGGUUCUCAAAAGAGUACUCAUGGAGGGAAUUGUUGGUACGUGGCAAACCCUAAACUUAGGGUUUCCCUCUCCAACCGACCUAACCUAUCGAUCUACCUUUUUCAAUGUUGCAGCUCUCAAUGGUGAGUUAAUUAAGCUUCGAUCUAAUGCCGUAUCUUUGAUGCCUAUUCUCAAUGUUCAUAGACUAAGUACCGAUUUAGGAACGAAAAUUAAUGGACGAGGUUGUUUGUCUCCUUCAUAAAUCACAACAUAUGCCGGAACCAUGUGUUAAUAUUAUUUUUUAUUUUUUUAUUUUUUUGCCAAAAGUGACCAAGUUUCUUGCAGUCACCCUUUUCUUGGACAACAAUGCAAGAGAUGCACAAACGGCAUUUUCCCUCCGAUUAUUCCCGGGAAACAAACAGACAAGACAACCAAGGGCAUAUUGGGGAAAGCCACCAAAAUCCUUAUUCCCGUUUUCAAUUAUUUUAUUUUUUGCGGGAAAUCCCUCCCAGCCAGCCCAACCAGAGAAUCUAACCAUGGUUAGCACCUCGUUGUUAGGUGAGCGCGAGAUUGCCCUGACCACUGACCAAGUCGAGUUUGGUGGGCGUUGAGAUUUUAUUUAUUUUUAUUUUUAUUUUAUUUCCUUUCCUUCCCCUUAUUAAACCCAACCUCUCACUUCCCAUCUCUCCAGGGAAAGAAAUUUUUGACCAGGAAAAAAAAAAAAAAAACUGAAUUGAACUAAGCAAGAUUUCUCUCCUCCCCUGAAUCGCCGGCACCAACUCCCACCCACCACAAGGACCUCCAGCAAAAGUUCAGGGAUUCUCAAUUCCAGCGAGGAGUGAAUUACUUGGAAUUGGAAAUGGACUCGCCCUCAUCCGCAGCGGCGGCGUCGUCGGGAUCUCUGUCGGCGAUCGAUCUGAUGGCGGCAAUUAUCCGGAGGAAGUUCGCCGACCCGUCCAACGCGUCGUCGGAGCCGGGAGGUGCGGUGGCGGAGGUCACCUCGCUGAUCCUGGACAACAGGGAGUUUGUCAUGAUCCUGACGACCACGGUAGCCGUGCUGAUCGGGUGUGUGGUGGUGCUUGUGUGGAGAAGAUCCAGCUCGCAGAAGCGGAGCUACCAGCCACCGACGCCGUUGGUUAUCAAGAAGAAGGAGGAGGUGGUGGUUGAUGAUGGGAAGAAGAAGGUCACCGUGUUCUACGGUACUCAGACUGGUACCGCUGAAGGAUUCGCCAAGGCUCUAGCCGAGGAGGCGAAAGCCAGGUAUGAGAAAGCAGUAUUCAACGUUGUUGAUAUGGAUGAUUAUGCCGGGGAUGACGAUGAAUACGAAGAGAAGUUCAAGAAAGAGUCCAUCGCUUUCUUCUUCCUCGCUACAUAUGGAGAUGGUGAGCCGACCGAUAACGCAGCAAGGUUCUACAAGUGGUUUAUUGAGGGUAAAGAAGCUCGAGGGGAAUGGCUUAAGAUGAAGUAUGGAGUGUUCGGCCUUGGCAACAAGCAAUACGAACACUUCAAUAAGAUUGCUAAGGAGGUGGAUGAUAUUCUCGCUGAGCAAGGUGGCAAGCGCCUUGUUCCUGUGGGUCUAGGUGAUGAUGAUCAAUGCAUGGAAGAUGACUUCUCUGCGUGGAAAGAGUUGGUAUGGCCAGAGCUUGAUGGAUUGCUUCUUGAUGAGGAUGAUCAAACAUCUGCUACCACCCCUUAUACGGCUGCGGUGUUGGAAUAUCGGGUUGUGUUCUAUGACUCCACUGACGCACCAGUAGAAGACAAAAGCUGGAGUGGUGCCAAUGGCCAUACUGUUUAUGAUGCUCAGCAUCCAUGCAGGUCGAAUGUUGCCGUGAGGAAAGAGCUUCACACUCCUCUUUCUGAUCGAUCUUGCACCCAUUUGGAAUUUGACAUUGCUGGCACUGGACUCUCAUAUGAAACUGGGGAUCAUGUUGGUGUGUACUCUGAGAAUGUCGAGGAGGUUGUAGAAGAGGCACUGCAGCUGUUAGGCUUGUCGCCCGACACUUACUUCUCCGUCCAUACCGACAAAGAGGAUGGCACACCACUCGGUGGAAGCUCAUUGCCAACGCCAUUCCCACCGUGCUCCUUGAGAACAGCUCUCACUCGAUAUGCCGAUCUUUUGAAUGCACCGAAAAAGUCUGCUUUGCUUGCUUUAGCAGCUCAUGCUACUGAUCCUACUGAAGCUGAUAGAUUAAGAUAUCUCGCGUCGCCUGCUGGCAAGGAUGAAUAUGCGAAAUGGGUAGUUUCAGAACAGAGAAGUCUCCUUGAGGUUAUGGCUAAAUUUCCCUCUGCAAGGCCCCCACUUGGAGUUUUCUUUGCUGGAGUCGCUCCUCGCUUGCAGCCUCGAUUCUAUUCUAUCUCUUCAUCUCCAAGGAUGGCGCCAUCUAGAAUCCACGUGACUUGUGCUCUGGUGCUUGAGAAAACCCCAGGAGGACGGCUUCACAAGGGAGUGUGCUCAACUUGGAUGAGGGAUGCUACUCCUAUGGAGAAGAGCCAAGACUGCAGUUGGGCCCCCAUCUUUGUUCGACAAUCGAAUUUCAGACUUCCUGCAGAUACUAAAGUUCCCAUCAUAAUGAUUGGUCCUGGGACUGGGCUGGCGCCUUUCCGUGGCUUCCUGCAGGAAAGACUUGCACUCAAAGAAUCUGGAGCAGAACUUGGGCACUCUAUCUUCUUCUUCGGUUGCAGAAACCGCAAGACGGAUUUCAUCUACGAGGAUGAACUCAACAACUUCGUCGAAACCGGUGCACUCUCUGAGCUGAACGUUGCCUUCUCGAGGGAAGGAGAUACCAAAGAGUAUGUGCAGCAUAAAAUGAUGCAGAAGGCUUCGGAGAUCUGGGACCUCAUCUCUCAGGGAGCCUAUGUUUACGUAUGUGGUGAUGCCAAAGGCAUGGCCAGAGACGUUCAUCGAACUCUCCACACCAUUGCGAUCGAGCAGGGAUCGCUUGACUCAUCCAAGGCCGAGAGCUUGGUGAAGAAUCUGCAAAUGAGUGGUCGGUACCUGCGUGACGUGUGGUAAUUACUCGAUAACCACGCACUAUCGAGCGAAGGCUCGAUAAAUUAUUAAUAAAGAAAAGAAGAAAAAAGAUGGUGAAAAGAGGACACUUCUGGGGAAGAAGUACAGGUUUUGCCAAAAUGCAAAGCCUUUUUGAUGAUGGUUGAAACUUGAAAGAGAUGAUCGAAUUGGUGAGAGGGCUAAAUAUUUGUCCUUCCUUCCCCAUGUGCAUCUGAAGUAGGGUUAUUGUUACUGAUCGAUGUUGUAUCAUGUUAUAGUAGACGACUACACUAUUCUUUUUGUUCUCUCUUUGAUUUUUCACUAUUGUGGAAGGAUUAUUGUUGCUCUGUUUAUUCUUUUCUUUUCCCACUUCUUUCUUUUUUUGGGAUGAUGGUCAUGUAAGUUGAUGUAUUCCAUGUUGAUUAGAGUUGUAUUAAGCUUAACUUGGAUCCAAAGUUUGUGACUUGCCAUUUCAUUUGCCUUAUUCCGAGUUGCUUGAAUCGAAAGUGAUAACGGUAAACCAAACUCUAUUGAAAGUGUAUACCGUCCACGAUGAAGUACAAAACCAAAGACCUAUCGUUUUAACCUAUGCCCAUACUUAGAGCUUCAAACCUCCUGUAUUGCUUCUAAAGUUUGUUUAAUUUUCACCAUGAAAAAGCAUUAUUAGAUAAGACUAAAAAAACAAACCUUAUGUGCUAUACAUUUGCCCCCACCAAUAAUAAUUCGAUGGUAAAAUCCAUGCGAGACAUUGGUAUGGAUAGUGUGUACCCCGUGAAUAGAGCUAUAGAGUUCAUAUAUAUAUAUACCAAAAUGAUAGUAAACACAAUUCCUUCUUAUAAACUCGGGAUGAUCUUUGAUAGACACACAGAUUUCCCGCGAUUUGAUUCGUGAGAAGGAUGUUGGUUCUCGUACAAAGGGUUCCACAGGUAUAAAACAAGGGAGUACUGCAGGAGGAGCCAUCCGAAGGCAGAGCCGUGGCAGAGUACGUAUUGGGGGAAAUCGACGUGGAGGCGGCACUUGCUGUUUUCUGCCACGUCGAUGAACCGGUAGCAAGAUUCGUCGUCGUGGCAUGAAUUACCGGCCCCCGACAGGAGACAACUCAAAGCAUGGCAGAGAUAUCAACCAUUACUAGAUCGGGACCAGCGACAAUAAGGAAAACAAAAGCAUAGUAGGAGAAGGAAAGCGGUUUGCCGAGUGGGUUAACUCAACAAUUUGAGUUAUUAAAAUCGAUUGGUUAAUGACAUACUAUUAGAAUUAGAUGGAUGUGCAUUGGUAAACUUCAGAUUCGUGAAUUGACUUUCAUUGAGAGUCAUGUGUAUAUGAAAAAUUUCCAUUCGAUUUUGAGAGAUUUGAUUAUAACAUGAUCGAAUCAAAUUAUCUUUUGAUUUAGUGUAAGGUCAACUAAACUCUCACUUUCUCUCCUAUUUCCUAUUCUUAUUAUUGUCAUUUGGUUGAAUGCAUAGUACAAUAUUAACAACCCUCAAUGUAAAGAGGAAAUGCAAAUUACAUGAAAACAUUAAAUGUCAUCCCAAUAGGCAAUAACUCAAGUUGUUGAGAGAUUCAUGUAUGAUACUUAACUACUUUCUUACAAAUCCUUUUCAACGAAAGUCAAUUUACAGACUUCAAGUUCGCCAUACCAUGUGCUUUACAGACAACAAUUAAUAUGAGAGGUUGUAAAAACAUGAACAUGAGACCUUAAAGACAAACCAAUUCUAAUACAAACUCAAAGACAAAAAAACCAGGUUAUCGAGGGAAGUUCAUCUGUACUUGACCACUAGACAAACUAUUUUGGGCGCAUCAAUGAAGCCCAAAACACUCAAAGAGUAGAAGUAAGAGCCCAUUGACAUGCACUCGGCCACAUGACAUGAAACGGUGGUACAAUGAUUUGGCCAUCUCGAGCAUGAGCAUGACACUUUUCGUGAUUAGUAAUUAAACAUUGACAUAAACAAAUGCACAACCAAAAUCUCAAAACCUGAAAACCACCUAUUACAAAAAUUGACAAAAAUAAGGGUAAAAAGGUAUG